Molecule: messenger RNA, 879 nt
Organism: Closterium sp. NIES-65
Lineage: Eukaryota; Viridiplantae; Streptophyta; Zygnematophyceae; Desmidiales; Closteriaceae
Source: the annotation of a GenBank genome assembly
AUGGAGAUCACUCGUGAUCGUCAGGCUCGCACCAUUUCACUCUCUCAGGAGUUCUACAUCGACAAUGUGCUCAAGCGGUUUGAGAUGGAGCUGUGCACACCUGUUGCCACCCCGCUGCCGCUGCAACACCUCCUCACUGCUCCAGCUGCGCCCCUUACAGGAGAGGUGCCCCUUAGAGGGAGAAGCGAGGGGAGUGGAGGAAGCGAGGUGGGAGAGGAGGGCUGGAUGGCCUUUAGGAGAAGGAAGCGUGGGGAGUGGAGGAGGCGAGAUGGGAGAGGAGGGCUGUAUGGCCCUUUGGAGGAGGAAGCGAGGGGAGUGGAGGAAGCGAGGUGGGAGAGGAGGGCUGGAUGGCCCUUGGGAGGAGGAAGCGAGGGGAGUGGAGGAAGCGACAUGGGAGAGGAGGGCUGGAUGGCCCUUGGGAGGAGGAAGCGAGGGGAGUGGAGAAAGCGAGGAGAAGGAAGCGUGGGGAGUGGAGGAGGCGAGAUGGGAGAGGAGGGCUGGAUGGCCCUUUUGGAGGAGGAAGCGAGGGGAGUGGAGGAAGCGAGGUGGGAGAGGAGGGCUGGAUGGCCUUUAGGAGGAGGAAGCGUGGGGAGUGGAGGAGGCGAGAUGGGAGAAGAGGGCUGGAUGGCCCUUAGGAGGAGGAAGUGUGGGGAGUGGAGGAAGCGAGGUGGGAGAGGAGGGCUGGAUGGCCCUUAUGAGGAGGAAGCGUGGGGAGUGGAGGAAGCGAGGUGGGAGAGGAGGGCUGGAUGGCCUUUAGGAGGAGGAAGCGUGGGGAGUGGAGGAGGCGAGAUGGGAGAGGAGGGAUGGAUGGCCUUUAGGAGGAGGAAGCGUGGGGAGUGGAGGAGGCGAGAUGGGAGAGGAGGGCUGGAUGGCCUUUAG